Molecule: messenger RNA, 2913 nt
Organism: Aureobasidium melanogenum CBS 110374
Lineage: Eukaryota; Fungi; Ascomycota; Dothideomycetes; Dothideales; Saccotheciaceae
Product: DUF1740-domain-containing protein
Exons: 1
Biological process (GO): negative regulation of RNA catabolic process; regulatory ncRNA-mediated post-transcriptional gene silencing
Cellular component (GO): catalytic step 2 spliceosome
Molecular function (GO): protein binding
Source: RefSeq, a predicted model, not a curated record
AAUUCUGAUCUCUUCGUUGUUGAUUUGAAGGGUGACCAGCAAAACGUUGCCUAUGACAGACUGCACAAGUACAGCAUUCCACCAUAUCAUCGAGUCGGAUAUGGAAGUAUUCUGGGUCUGCACACCAGGUUCAAGAUAGAUCGCGCCGAGAGCACGCUUGACAAGAUCUUGGUUACUGACAAGUCUGCCAAUUCAAAGCAGGUUCCUCAAAGGUUACUUCUGAAGCGUCAAAGAAACCAAGAAUUAUCCUCUUUGCACGUGCAUGACGAACCCGAGCUAGAUCUGGCUCAGGACUUCGUGAGUUUGUCACCUUCUGCCGAUGACCAUGAUAGUAAACCCAUGGAUGAAAGCUUCGACUCGUUCAGAAACUCCGACCAGAUAGUAGAUUCGGAGCCACACCGCGUACGAGAGCACCAAAUACCGGACGUGGCCUCUGAUGUUGACCUACGGGUUCGCCAGCAAAACGUCCAGUUCGUACGAGCCACUAAAUCGGACCCUUCUAAUCUUCAAGCCUGGCUUGAUCUAGCAAACCACCAGGAACGCCUUGUCAGCCCAGGCGCCGAUGCUCAUUCCUUGACCAACGUUGAGAGACAGACUUUGGCAGACAUGCGCAUAGCUGUUUAUGAGAAGGCGCUCAAGCACGUUAACACCAGCGAAACAGCAAAACGUGAGCGUUUGUUGUUGGGACUGUUACAAGAAGCAGCUGUUGCCUGGGAUGCGCAGAAGUACAUGAACAAGCUCCAGGGCAUUCUUCAACAAUAUCCCGAAAGCUUUCGUAUCUGGUCUCUGUACUUAGACGCUUGCCAGACUAAUCCAAUCAACUUUCGUUUUGAAGAUGCCAAGAGAAUAUUCGUGCGCAGCAUUCGCACGCUUGGUUCGAGGGCUACUUCAGGUAAUGAGCCUGAUUCUCGAAGAAUGGUUCUCUACUUGAUCCUACGCUACACUGUCUUCUUACUAGAUACUGGCUAUGAUGAGCUAUCCAUAGCCAUAUGGCAAGCUCUCGGCGAAUAUCACUUGUUCAGGCCAAGGCACCUCGCCUCUCGCGAAAUCAGUCAUGUGCUUGGCGACUUUGAACAGUUCUGGGAAAGCGAAAUUCCAAGAUUCGGGGAAGUCGGAGCACGAGGAUGGCGAACUGUUGUUGAAAAUGACGAUAUGAUAUCGAAUCAUCAGAAACCACCUUCCAGGGAUCAGAUGAGUUCGAAAAUGCCUUUCAAGUCUUUCGCUGCCCUAGAGUCAACCAUGAGCGAUUCAUACCAAUUUCCUGGGAGAACUAUGGACGAGCCUGGUUCUGAUGAUCCUUUCCAUGUCGUAUUGUUUUCCGACAUCCGCGAUAUCGUUGAAGCUACAGCGUCUGGCCUUGACCACUACGACUUGCUCGAUGCUAUAUUGUGUUACUUAGGUCUCCCUAGAAUGGGCUUGAGAACAGCUGCUGAAAACCACACUCAAUCACAACCCCAUUGGCGAACAGACGUCUUUCUCCGGCAUGGGCUGUUGCAAUCUGGUUCAUUGCUCGAUGAUAACAAUUGCUUGUAUCGACAGCAUAUCCCAAACUAUCAGAGGUCAACAGAACUUUUGUUUUCACGCAUGUUCAGAGGUCUUUCCGCAGCAGUAUCUGAGCAAGACGCGAACAGUUCAAGCUCGACGCCGGCUGCGGCCCACUUCGCUCGAAGGAUGCUUUCGAGCAUGGUAAAGGAAUUUUCAAACGACGAUGAUCUGGCAGAAUAUCAUCUAGCUUUUGAGCUUUCGUGUUUUCCUAAGGAGGCAUCGAAGGCUGCCAAGCAAAUCUUGAGGCAACGACCAUCGAGUCUUCGGCUCUACAAUGCAUGUGCUACAAUCGAAGCAAAGUUGGGAAAAUUCGAAAAAGCUGCUCAAAUCUGGUCUGGCGCAAUCAACAUGAAGGAUAGCUUCUCACACGCAGCUCAGGAGGAGCUUGUUCUGCUCUGGCGUGGAUGGAUAUGGUCUAAUCUGGAAGCCAAUCAACCACAAAGAGCACUGGCUCAUCUUGCGUCUUUCGGAAGCAGCGUUAAUCUAGAUGGAAAUGUGUUCGCUCCGGCGACAACUGCAACUUUAUUGAGACUACGCAAAGCCUUUCAAGAUGGCUUCGAACAUUCACUCAGCCGAGCCAAUCCAAGCCUUGCUGCGUUGAAUGUCGAGAUGCUGGCGCUUGUUGCAUACUUGACGGAACCAGAUGCACUGCAGGCAUCUGUCGAUGCAGUCAAUGAACGAUGCAACGCAGCAAAACAGAAAUGCGCAGACCAAUGUGUGCUUAUCGAGAUGUUGCACCAAGUCAAGGCUGGCAUAAUCGCUUACCAUAUUCGUCAGAAACGAGCGUACCGACCUGCGUUUGUGCGCUUCGAGCUCGAGACGAGUAUUGCACACUUUCCGGAUAACACCAUAUUCCUCGAGAUGUAUCGAGAUAACGAAGUGCGUUUCCGUCUCGAUGAUAGGGUAAGGUCAAUGCUCAAAACUCAAGUGCUCACUCGCGGUCAAUCACCCCUUGUGGCUUGGACAUUCGCAAUCAAUCAAGAAUUGCUUCGGUGUGAAAGUCAGUCCUUUGGCUCGACGGCAGAAUCGGUAAGAUCCACAUUCAAAAAGGCAUUGAUGACAGUUGGAAGCCCGGUCAGGUAUUCAAAGAUGCUAUGGAUGAUGUGGUUCCACUUCGAGAAGCGCAGAGCCGUGGAAGAAGCAGCAAAGAAAUCUGUGAUAGGCAAAAGACGCAUCGUUGAACAGAACCCCUACGAGAAGCUGAAGCAAGUUCUUCUCUCUGGUUUACAUCAUCUUCCUUGGUCAAAACACUGGAUCUUGCUGGGCCUAGAGACCUUCGAUAGAGAUGAUGGGUUGGGUUGGGGUACUUCGGACUUGAAAAGAUUGUGCAAUGUGCUCAUCGAGAGGGAGUUUCGCAUAAGAGUGGAU